Messenger RNA from Medicago truncatula (barrel medic), 1266 nucleotides. Its product is annotated as transcription repressor MYB5. The transcript is spliced from 2 exons. The coding region runs from base 146 to 1060 and encodes 304 amino acids. The record is from RefSeq and is a predicted model, not a curated record. Lineage: Eukaryota; Viridiplantae; Streptophyta; Magnoliopsida; Fabales; Fabaceae.
AUCUCUCUCCCGAAUCGGGAUAAGAGAGAGAAAGUGUGUUACUGAACUGAACCCUCUGCACUUACCUUACACAAAUUGUACUUCUCCUCAGUCUCUUUAAUUUUGCAUAUAUUAAGCAAAAAAAUCCAUAUUGAAAUUGUUAUCGAUGAUGAAUCUAUCUUCAUCAACAGAUCAAGACAAAUCAGAAACAACAAAUUCAAAUUCAAAUUCAAAUCCAAACAAAAAACAGAAGACAACAACAACUACACCUUGUUGCAGUAAAGUAGGGUUGAAGAGAGGACCGUGGACUGUAGAAGAAGAUGAAGUUUUAUCAGAAUACAUCAAAAAAGAAGGUGAAGGUCGUUGGAGAACUCUUCCCAAACGAGCUGGUCUUCUCCGUUGCGGCAAAAGCUGUCGUCUCCGUUGGAUGAAUUAUCUUCGUCCAUCCGUCAAACGCGGUCAGAUCGCUCCUGAUGAAGAAGAUCUCAUCCUCCGCCUCCACCGUCUUCUCGGCAACAGGUGGUCAUUGAUAGCUGGGAGAAUUCCAGGAAGAACCGAUAAUGAGAUUAAAAAUUAUUGGAACACACAUCUCAGCAAGAAACUUAUUAACCAAGGGAUUGAUCCCAGAACUCACAAGCCUCUUAAUAACCCAUCUUCUUCUUCUUCAAUAAUCCCAAAUACUAAUCACCAAACAAGUACUCCUUUUUUUGCACCAUCUUCUUCUGAUCAUCAUCAUCCAAUUACUAUCACUAACAAUGAACCUGAUCCCUCUCAAACACAACAAGCUCAGGGUUGUGGUAACUUGGUUAAUGAUGUUUCUGCAAUGGAUAAUCAUCAUGUGCUUACCAACAACAACAGAGGGGAUUAUGGAGACGACAAUGGUAAUAACAAUUACGGCGGUGAUGAUGUGUUUACUUCAUUUCUGGAUUCAUUGAUCAACGACGAUGCAUUUGCUGCACACAGAUCAGAGAAUGAUCCUUUGAUCUUAUCUGCUGCACCACCAGCUCUGUGGGAAUCGCCGCCACUCAUGAUGACAUCUACUCAUAAUUUCACCCAAAACCAAGACGGGAAAGCUUCUUAGCAUUUUCGUUUUUCUCAAUAAAUAUGUGUACUCACUGCAUGCUUCUUUAACAUUUUACUUCAUCAAAUCAAAUUCAUAUAUGAUAUUAUUACAUAGACAUAUGUAAUAUGUGUGUGUAUUUUAUCACGCAUUGCAUUUUAAUUGUACUUUAAUCGCUCGCAGGUAUAUAUAUAUCGAAUUUGGUGUCGUCAUUUCAUGCUGAUUAA